GGUGGUGGUGAGUGGGUGAUUUCCCCCCCCGCCCCUUUAAAAAACGGGGAGGGAGCCCAGCGCGGGCUGCCUGGUUCAGCUCCUCCCUCUCUUCCCCUGGGGAAAAUCUCCGCUGGAUCUUCUCCUCCGUGGGUGCCGCGAUCCGAGGAGCUUCGUAAGCGGGAGAUGCAGGAGCCAUUGGUGAAGACGUUCUUGGUAACUCCUGAAGUCAGAGGAGGUUUUUUCCAUCCAUCUAUGGAUCAGCUAUUGGGAAAUACUGAUCAAAGUCCUCUUUGCAGUAGAUCAGCAACCGCUCAGGGCUCAAUAACCUUUGAGGAGGUGGCUGUGUAUUUCACGGAGGACGAGUGGGAGCUGCUAGAUCCCAGCCAGAAAGUUUUAUACGGAGAAGUCAUGCUGGAGAAUUCUAGGAAUGUGGCCGAUCUGGCUUAUGGGCAGGAGAAUGAGAACUAUGAGCACCCUGCACUAUUACAAAUGAUCAAGUUUGAAGAAGGGAUGCUCAGACAUCAAGACGCACUUCAAAAGGGUAUGAAAAGUUGCAUAAGAAACGGAGGGAAGACGUCUUCUGAUCCUAGUGUGGUCCAUAGCCUCCAAACCCAAGAAGUUCACCAAGGAGAAGAAAAGGGAGAAUAUUUCAGAUGUGUCAAAGGAGACAAAGAAAACUCUGAUUUCACUCAAUAUUGUGCAACCCAGACCGAAGAGGAACAAUAUGAAUAUCAAGAGGAUGGGCGAAGUAUCAGCUCUGCCUCCUACCUGGCCUUACAUCGCCCAUCGUACGCCAAAGAGACACCACGUGCGCUGAUAAAUUGUGAGGGAAAUUUCAGUUUCGGUAGUCGCGUAAUUUCCCACAAAGAAGAGAAGCUGUAUGAGCGUGGAGCGGAUUUCAGUAUGAAACAGUUACUUAUUUUGCCCCCCAAAAAUCCCCUAAGGGAGAAACCUUAUAAAUGUCUGAGGUGUGAAAAGACGUUCAGUCAAAGAAGUAACCUCGUCAUACAUGAACGCACCCACACAGGGGAGAAACCGUACGUGUGCCCGGUGUGUGGAAGAGGAUUCAGUCAGAGCGGUCACCUUAAAACGCACCAACGAUCCCACACAGGGGAGAAACCGUACACGUGCAAGGAAUGCGGGAAGAGCUUCAGCUGCAGCAGUUAUUUUAUUUGCCAUAAAAGGAUUCACACGGGGGAGAAGCCGUAUAAAUGUCUGGAGUGCGGAAAGGACUUUAACUGUAGCAGUCGUCUCGCCUCUCAUAAAAGAAAGCACACCGGAGAGAAGCCAUAUCAAUGCACGGAGUGCGGAAAGAGGUUUUCCUAUAAGGACGGCCUGAUGAGACACCAACGCACCCACACUGGGGAGAAGCCGUAUACGUGCCUGAUGUGUGGAAAGACGUUCAGUGGACGAUCUGAGCACAGAAGCCACGAAAGGAUCCACACAGGGGAGAAACCCUACAGGUGCGUCGAGUGUGGGAACAGCUUCCGUAAGUACAGUAAUUUCAUUCGCCACAAAAUGGUCCACACAGGAGAAAAACCAUACAAAUGCCCGGAGUGCGGGAAAAGCUUCACUCAGAAUGCGAAUCUUAUCAAACACAAAAGAAUUCACGCGGGAGAAAAACCAUAUAAAUGCGCCGACAGUGGGAAAAAACUCAACCAGUCAAAUCAUCUUUUGCAACGCGAAUCCACAACAGAGAAACCAAAACUCGGCAGCUUUCCUCUCUAAUAUUUUCUUCUAAAAAUGGGACCCUCUUGGGGGAAACUGUAGAAAUAUGGGGUCUGUGGAGAAAUAUUCAAUUGGAAAAAUAGACUUCUCAGACCUAAAGGAAACCACAUGGGCCAACCUUAAAAGUGGCCAGAGAGAGAAAAGAUUCAAAUGGCCCUUUGAGUUUAGGCCCUUAUUUCCCAUCAAAGAUUUUAUUUUGGGAGGAAGACCUCAAGUACAUACUCUUGACUAUCGAGACUGGCCCUAAAGACAUUUAAACAUGACUUUAGAUGAGCUUCGUGGAUCAUAAAUGUGUGGAAUGUAGAAAGGAUUGAUCCAUGCAGGAAAAAUUGUAUCAAGAGAUGGAACAAUUUUAAUGUCAUCUUGAAUCCCAGAAAAGUUCCACGUGGGAGAAAACAUAUAUAUGCAUAUUCUUUCUAGCCAGGUUUUACCUACGUAAACUUAGUUGU
Messenger RNA from Pantherophis guttatus, 2159 nucleotides. RefSeq lists its product as uncharacterized. Gene Ontology annotation, biological process: regulation of DNA-templated transcription. The record is from RefSeq and is a predicted model, not a curated record. Gene Ontology annotation, molecular function: RNA polymerase II cis-regulatory region sequence-specific DNA binding; DNA-binding transcription factor activity, RNA polymerase II-specific. Lineage: Eukaryota; Metazoa; Chordata; Lepidosauria; Squamata; Colubridae.